Penicillium crustosum is the source of this 1525-nucleotide messenger RNA. RefSeq names its product putative aldehyde dehydrogenase. Gene Ontology annotation, molecular function: aldehyde dehydrogenase (NAD+) activity. The record is from RefSeq and is a predicted model, not a curated record. Lineage: Eukaryota; Fungi; Ascomycota; Eurotiomycetes; Eurotiales; Aspergillaceae. The transcript is spliced from 4 exons. Bases 1 to 1491 code for a protein of 496 amino acids.
AUGUCUUCGAAAUUGACUGUCACGGGCAUCCAAGGCCGCCAAAUUACAAUUCCAACGGGGCUUUUUAUCCACAAUGAAUUUGUCCCCUCUUCUACCGGUCAAACCCUAGAAGUGGAGAACCCCUCGACUGGAGAUAAACUUGGAACAAUUUCCGCUGCAGGCCCGGAGGAUAUCAACAAGGCCGUGGAUUCGGCCAAGUCAGCACUCAAAACAUGGAGAACAGUUCCUGGACCAGUCAAAGCCCAGCUAUUGCUCAAACUUGCAGAUCUGAUUGAGCGCGAUGCCCAGGAUAUGGCAUCACUAGAGGCCGUCGAUGCAGGCGUUCUGUAUACUGAUUCAAUCGGGAUGAACAUCCCGCAGACACUCGGCUGUCUGCGAUAUUAUGCAGGCUGGGCCGGGAAGAUUGAUGGCAAGACACUUGACAUGGAUGGUGGCAUUGCCUAUACGCAUCGCGAGCCUUUGGGUGUCUGUGGUGCGAUUGUGCCUUGGAAUGCUCCGCUGAUGAUCACUAUUUGGAAGCUGGCUCCUGCUCUGGUCACCGGUAACGUUUUGAUUAUCAAGUCUUCCGAGCUAUCCCCACUAUACGGCCAGAAGCUUGCCGAGCUGGUGAAGGAAGCCGGCAUUCCUCCUGGAGUUGUGAAUAUCGUUACGGGCGAAGGCGCUAGCGCAGGCCAAGCUUUGUCGGAACAUAUGGAUGUACGCAAGAUUGCCUUCACUGGUAGUGAACUUUCAGGACGUAAGAUCUUGCAAGCAGCAUCCCGAACCAACCUGAAGAAAGUCAGUCUUGAACUCGGUGGCAAGGGUCCGUCUAUUGUCUUUGACGACUGCGAUAUUGAAAACGCACUUCUCUGGACUCGCAUUGGAAUCACAGCCAACAAUGGACAAAUUUGUGCGGCUGGAUCGCGUAUAUACGUUCAGGCCUCUAUUUAUGAUCGAUUCAUCGAGGCUUACAAAAAGGCCGCUGCUGAUGCUCCGACAGUCGCUGGUAAUCCUUUGGAUGCUUCUACUACAAAGGGGCCGGUAGUUAGUCGUGUGCAGCAUGAGAAGAUUCUUGACUUCAUUCGUCAAGGAAAGCAAUCUGGAGCCAAGCUUCUAUUUGGUGGUGAGCGGAUUGGUGAUAAGGGAUACUUCGUUGAAAACACCGCGUUCGCGGACGUUGGCGAUGAUGCGACAAUCAUGCGAGAGGAGAUCUUCGGCCCUGUUGCGAGUAUUGCCAAGUUCACCACGGAGGAGGAAGUCAUCUUCAAAGCCAAUGACUCUCAUCACGGCCUCAGUGCGGCCAUCUUUACCAAUGAUGUUAACCGCGCUCAUCGCGUGAUCAAGGAACUUGAGUCAGGCCAAGUGACUGUCAAUGCCUGGGCGAUGCUCAGUCCCAAUGUUCCAUUUGGAGGAGUGAAGCAAAGUGGAUUUGGCCGCGACAUGGGUGAGGAUGCUCUCGAGGGUUGGACUACUGUGAAGGCUGUGAAGUACAACAUUCUUCCACGGCUCUGAGUGUUAUGUAUAGCUGAAUAGGACAUAUCAUCCC